This is a messenger RNA of Aureobasidium namibiae CBS 147.97, 621 nucleotides long. RefSeq lists its product as uncharacterized. The annotation marks the transcript as partial. The transcript has a single exon. The record is from RefSeq and is a predicted model, not a curated record. Gene Ontology annotation, molecular function: protein binding. Lineage: Eukaryota; Fungi; Ascomycota; Dothideomycetes; Dothideales; Saccotheciaceae.
GUAAGUAUACGAGCUCACUGUCAAAGGGGACGACUAGCACUUUCUCCCGUAGAGAAUGCACUGCUACGCGAAUUGUACCAAGAAGCAGAAUCGGCGCUUAGUGAGUGGGAGGUGAGGAGCGAAUCACCAGCUCAACUCGAGUUACAGGUACUACGGAUGAAGAAUACUGUGGUUGGCAGAGUCUCGCGAUACAAAGGUGAUCUUGGACACGCGGCAGAAUGUUUGGAGACGUGUCUACAGGGCGUUCAGACGGAGGUAGCCAGAUACCACGUGGCCCAUCAUCUAGCCGAUGUGUAUUGUGAACUCAAGGAUCCCAAAGCUGCGGAACGUGUUCUAGAGAAAGAUAUCAAUCGACUUCAAGGAGAAGGAACUACGGCGUCAAAAGUAACGCGUCGAUUGUUUCUUCCCUUUGCUGAGGCACUGAUUCUACAGAACAGAUGGGAAGACGCAGAGUCAAAGCUGACUGUUCUCACGCAAGCAUUCGACCAGAUCGCCUGCCCGGACUUCUCAGAUCAACUAGGACAUGUAAGAUCAAUCAUUGGUCUGGCUCGCAUUGCUCACCACAACUUUGAUUAUCGUAAGACCAUCGAGAGAACGGAGAAGGCUUUAAAUCUCGUAGAC